AAAAUGACUAUAAAUAAUAAGUAUCCUCAACUGCUCGCAUGCGUUCAAGCGAGUCAAAAUAUUACGAACGAUCAUGCUCGAUCUCGAAUAGAGUAGUGGAGCCGGUUUUCAUCGCGCUUCUUUCUCUUCGGCCAGUCUCGGAUCGUCCUCAGUUCGUGCCGGAACAUAUCUUUCUUGAUUUUAUGCGCCGAAUAUUCAUAUCAAAACAUGUUCAAAAAUCUUGUUUAAUAUUUAUAUAAAUUUUUAAAAUUGACGUGCGCGUGAGUGUUAACGUGAUAAUACAUUGCGCUAUUGAAAAAUUUUCCAGUUGUACUUAAGAAUGCACUCCGAUAUAAUUGCUUGCUAAGGCAGAGGCUUAACGACUUGAUUAAAUGUUUUUGCUUGAUUAUAAACAGUUAGGUUUGCAGUUUGUCGAUGAUAUGAACACGGGUUGCAAUUGAAAAUCUCUAGGAAUUUACGCUCUCAUGAUAAACUUACAGAAUAGUGACUGAUACGAUUAAUAGAAUGGCAAGUGAUAUGACAGAUCAGGGCUGGGCAUGGGUGAUUGUCGUUGGCGUGACCAUUAUCAAUCUAGCCGUACUUCCAGUCCAGCAAUGUUUCGGCCUUAUCUUCGCAGAACGUUUCGCAAGUCUCGGCAUUACUGCGACGCAAACAAGUCUAAUUCUUCAUCUUAAUGGAACAAUAACAUGCAGUCUCGGUCUUAUAAGCGGUCCAAUGAUGAAGAAAUUCGCUUUUCGCCAGGUCGCAUAUUUCGGCAGUCUGACAGUCGUUCUCGGAAUCUGCGCCGCUGCCUUCGCCGUGUCUCUCCCAACUCUUAUUAUCACUUAUUGCGUUAUCAUUGGAAUCGGCCAAGGAAUUCUUUUUCCAGCGACAACAUUAGCUCUGAACACAUAUUUCCGCAAGAAACGCAAUGUAGCCAUGGGUUUUUCAAUUACUUUAACUGGUCUGGGUCCAAUUUUAAUGCCCCUUUUAAUAGACGUACUUCUUGAAAAUUUUGCCACGACCGGCACUCUCCUGAUCCUUGCUGGAAUCGCUUCACAUUCUCUUAUGGGUGCAUCGUUAUUAAAACCGUUUAGAAAGCAGACAGAGCAAAGUGUUCUGAUGGACAAAAUUGUUAAUAUAUCGAAAGAGGAAAAUUCAUGUGUUGAUAAGACAAAUGUGGAAAAUGCUAUUCAAUGCCGAUUAUUAAAUAAACGGAAUGCUGAAGAGGAAAGACAAUCGAACUAUUAUUUUGAGAACAGCGAAACAGAAGUGAAAAGAAAUAAACAAACUUCGUUUCUUAAAAAAAUUGUUGCAAAUAUGGACCUCGAUCUUCUUCGUGAUAAUCAUUAUAUAGCGAUAGUAUUAGGUAUGAGCGUUUCAUUGGUGGCCGAAACGAAUUUCAAUGCAACGAUACCUUUCGUCCUAGCCGAAUUGGCGAAUCUCGACAGAACGUCGAUAGCUACAAUAAUGUCGAUUCAAGCUGCCGCAGAUAUUAUGGGACGCCUUUGUAUACCGUUGUUGGCACAAAAAACAGGCUGGACCUGCAGGAAUCUUUAUGUGCUAUCUCUGCUGGGAUCAAUCUUUGGAAGGACUAUUCUAUCGACAUGGGGUGAUACUUACAUCAUUGUAAUCGGAGUAGCCCUGAUCAUCGGAUUGGCGAAGGGAACCAAAGCUGUCUUCCAAGCUCUAAUCAUUCCUGAUUACGUACCAUUGGAGAGGUUACCGGCUGCAUCCGGUAUUCAGAUGGUUUGUAAUGGCAUCCUGUCUAUCAGCAUGGGACCAAUUAUCGGUAAAGAAAAAUUUUAA
This is a messenger RNA of Atta colombica, 1788 nucleotides long. RefSeq names its product monocarboxylate transporter 13-like. The record is from RefSeq and is a predicted model, not a curated record. Bases 505 to 1788 code for a protein of 427 amino acids. Gene Ontology annotation, molecular function: monocarboxylic acid transmembrane transporter activity. The transcript is spliced from 7 exons. Gene Ontology annotation, biological process: transmembrane transport; monocarboxylic acid transport. NCBI's taxonomy places the organism in Eukaryota, Metazoa, Arthropoda, Insecta, Hymenoptera, Formicidae.